AGAUGGAGGAAAGCUUGCCAGGAGAACAAUUGCACAUCCCUCCACUCCUCAUGUUCUCAGUUUGUUCUUCUCUGUGAUGCAACCGGUAUCAUGAGAACAGCCAGCAGCAGCUCCAGCAUGAUGAAAUUUUCACUCCUUGACAAGUGUAAGAAGCCGAAAAACUAUGCCCAGCCAGAAGUUUUGUGUCACACGUUUGACACACUGUCCAACCUCCACAAGCUGCUUCCUAAUCACCUAAUGGAGACGCUUUAUUCAUACAGGAGUGAAGAGGACAAGAAAAAAUGUGAGAAUCCUGAGCUCUCUGGCUUGGAAAGAAUCUUAGCAAGACAUGAAUUGCCAAAAGAGAUUAAUCUGACCCCAAAGCCCAACAGAAUGCCCCUGUGGAAAAGAAAAAUCACCAACAGUGUAACUGACGGGUGGAAGAAAUGUCACUUGUUGACGAGAAACACGAAAGAGCCUCCAAUGUCCACCAUAGUUGUCAGAAAACUUAUUCAAAAAAAUGUACCCAGAAGACACAGCCUAAGGAAUGUAAGCAGGAAACUGAGAAAACUGCCAACAACAGCUAAAGGGACACAAACAGAGUAACAUGAAAACUUGAAUACCUGUUGUGGAACUUGAAUCUAGAAAAUCAGAGUUGGAACACCUGUUUUAACAACAAAACGCAAGUUAAUAAUGAAAGAAAAAAUAAAAUCAGCAAAUUAGACUAAGCUUCUUGGGAAAAAUACUAAAUAUCAGUUAAUCCUACCACCAACAACAACAUGCAACCUGCUUAUGACUGGCAACGUGCUGAGGCAGGAUUCAACAGGAAGGCUCCCCGUCUCGCGCGAUGCUUGCCUGACCUCGUUCUUUCUGAUGGCGCUGACAUUACCCUGUCAGAUGCAUACACGGCAAUCGAAUAACCCAAGGAGGGUGACGGAAGAUGCCCCAAAGCUGGACAUUGACCACUGGCAAUCAGAGGCUUAGGAAAAUCUAUAAAACAGCCCACAAAUUCCCUACAGAAAUGGAAACACAAAAAUCAUGAAAUGUGCC
This is a messenger RNA of Cercocebus atys (sooty mangabey), 1029 nucleotides long. RefSeq names its product chromosome unknown open reading frame, human C6orf201. Lineage: Eukaryota; Metazoa; Chordata; Mammalia; Primates; Cercopithecidae. The transcript has 4 exons. Bases 91 to 585 code for a protein of 164 amino acids. The record is from RefSeq and is a predicted model, not a curated record.